AUGCUUGGGUCCUGUUCCCUCUUGCAGAGAGAUUUUGGCAGGGCUCAGCACCUCUACAGGCAGCAGCACCGGGCAGGACAGCAAUGUCAUUACCCAAAGGAAAAGGGAUUUGGUUGUGUUUUUUUUCCUUUCGGCUGCCUUCAAGUCAUCCGAAGGGCACUGGGAUAUAUAUAUUUUAUUUUUUAUUUUUCUUUGCCGGGCUUGUUUGGCGGGUUCCAAGCUGGAAUAAACCUGGCAGCUGUUGAGUUUGUUUGCAAGGAAUGUUUUCCAGCAGGGCUGGGCGGCAGCAGCUGGGGUGUGCUGGCAGGUAACGCUGUGACAGUGGCAGAAAACUCCUUCCCAGCAAGAAAAACAGCCCCAAACUCCGAUGAAAUAGGAAAGCCUCGGGGAAGGGCCCAGGUGGAGUGUCCGGACCCCCUGUGCCAUGGCUUCGUCUGAGCUGCCCCCCCAUCCUGCAGUAGGUGACCAUCUUGCCCUGGAGACCCCCAGCCCCCUGCCCCACGGGGAGGAAGACCUCGGUGAAGCCUUUGACUUUGAGGACAGCGAGGAAGAGGAGGAGGAGGAAGAGGACUCAGCGGCUGAGCCGAGCGGCGAAGCUGUCCUCCGGGCACCUCCUCGUAGGCGGCGUGCUGCCAGCUCCGGCGUUGAUGGGCUGGUGCCAGAGACCCAGGAAGGGCUGCCGGUGGGGGUGAGCAAUGGGGAGGCUGGUGGAGACCCCCACAUCGAUGCCCAGACCUGGAAGAGGAAAAGCAUCUGCCAAGGUGAGCGCUUCAAGUUCCCAGAGGUGGAGGAUGAUGUGAUUUACGACGAUGUCCCCUGUGAAACUCUCGAUGCCGAGCAGGACGGUGCCGGCACGGAGCGCAGCCUGAUCUACGAGGAGGUGCAGCGGGGCGAGGGGCCGCGGGCGGGCGAGGAGCUGGGCUGGAGCUCCAGCGAAUUCGAGAGCUACAGCGAGGACUCGGGCGAGGACACCAAGCCGGAGGCCGAGCCGGCCAAGCAGCGGGCAUCCUUCCAGCCCAAGCUUUCUCCAGACCUGAAUAGACUAAAGGAGAGAUACGCCAGGACUAAGAGGGACAUCCUGGCUUUAAGAGUUGGGGGGAGAGACAUGCAGGAGCUGAAGCAGAAGUACGAUUGGAAGAUGACACAGCUGAUGAAAGCGGCUAAAAGCGGCACCAAGGAUGGUUUGGAGAAGACCAAGAUCGCGGUGAUGAGGAAGGUGACGUUCCUGCACCGGAAAGAAGCACCGGGGGACUCGGAGGAGGAGGACACGGGUUUCCUGGAGGUCACAGUCUCUGACAUGAAGCACCCGCCGCCAGAGCUGGGGCCCAUGCCCGAGGGGCUGAGCCCACAGCAGGUGGUACGGCGGCACAUCCUGGGCUCCAUCGUGCAGAGUGAGCGGAGCUACGUGGACUCCCUGAAACGCAUCCUGCAGGAUUACAGGAACCCGCUGAUGGAGAUGGAGCCGAAGGUGCUGAGCGCUAGGAAGUGCCAGGUGGUGUUUUUUCGCCUGAAGGAGAUCCUGCAGUGCCACUCCAUGUUCCAGAUCGCCCUUGCCUCCCGCGUGGCUGAGUGGGACUCGGCAGAGAAGAUCGGGGACCUCUUCGUGGCCUCGUUCUCCAAGUCAAUGGUGCUGGACGUCUACAGCGACUAUGUCAACAACUUCACCACUGCCAUGUCCCUCAUCAAGAAGGCUUGUCUCACCAAACCUGCCUUCCUCGACUUCCUCAAGAAGAGGCAGAUGGCCAGCGCCGACCGGGUCACGCUCUAUGGGCUGAUGGUGAAGCCCAUCCAGAGGUUCCCUCAGUUCAUCCUACUCCUGCAGGACAUGCUGAAAAACACUCCCAAGGGCCAUGCGGACCGCCUGUCCCUCCAGCUGGCCCUCACCGAGCUGGAGACCUUGGCAGAGAAGCUCAACGAGCAGAAGCGCUUGGCCGACCAAGUCGCCGAAAUCCAGCAGCUCAGCAAAAGCAUCAGCGACCGCAGCAGCCUCAACAAGCUGCUGAGCUCGGGGCAGCGGCAGCUCCUGCUCUGCGAGACACUGACGGAGACGGUGUACGGUGACCGGGGGCAGCUCAUCAAGUCAAAGGAGAGGAAGGUUUUCCUGCUCAAUGACAUGCUGGUCUGCGCCAACAUCAACUUCAAAGGCCAGCUGGAAAUUAGCAGCCUGGUGCCCCUGGGUCCCAAAUACGUGGUGAAGUGGAGCACGGCCCUCCCGCAGGUGCAGGUGGUGGAGGUGGGGCAGGAGAGCGGUGCCUACGACAAGGACAACGUCGUCAUCCACAAUGCCGGUGCCAAGAAGCACGCGCCAGCCGGGCAGGCUUCGCACAAUAAAGUCUACCUGGGGCCACCACGACUCUUCCAGGAGCUGCAGGACCUGCAGAAGGACCUGGCGGUGGUGGAGCAGAUCACCCUGCUCAUCAGCACCUUGCAUGGCACCUACCAGAACCUGAACAUGACGGUGGCCCAGGACUGGUGCUUGGCCUUGCAGAGGAUGAUGAAGGUGAAGGAAGAGGAGAUCCACUCUGCCAACAAGUGCCGCCUCCGCCUUCUGCUGCCUGGGAAGCCGGACAAGUCUGGCCGCCCCAUCAGCGUCAUGGUGGUCUUCAUCACCCCAAACCCCCUGAGCAAGAUCUCCUGGGUGAAUCGCCUGCACUUGGCCAAGAUAGGACUGCGGGAAGAGAACCAGCCGGGCUGGCUCUGUCCCGAUGAAGACAAGAAGAGCAAAGCUCCUUUCUGGUGCCCCAUCCUCUCCUGCCACAUGCCUGCCUUCUCCUCCAAGGCCCUCGAUCUGCAGCUUGGCACUGCCGUGCACAACCCUGUGCAGUCCUCCCUGCUGGGCUUCUCCGCCGUCAGCACCUCGCUGCCGCAGGGCUACCUCUGGGUUGGGGGGGGGCAGGAAGGUGCAGGGGGGCAGGUGGAGAUCUUCUCCCUCAACCGCGCCGUGCCGCGGACGGUGAAGUCCUUCCCGGUGGCCUCGCCGGUGCUGUGCAUGGAGUACAUCCCUGAGGGGGGCGAGGGGGGCCCGGCGGGCACCCAGGAGCCUCACCCCACCACCGAGCAGCCCCCCGCAUCCCCGCAUCCCACCGUGUGCUUGGGCUUACAGGAUGGCAGCAUCGCCGUCUACGGCAGCGUGGACACGGGGACGCAGUGCUUGUUGACCUGCAAAAGCCCGGGCAUGCAGCCCGUCCUCUGCCUGCGGCACAGCCCCCAGUACCUGUUUGCAGGGCUACAGGAUGGAACCGUGGCCGCCUACCCCCGCAGCAACGGGGGGCUGUGGGACCUGGCGGAGCAGCCCACCCGCCUGGCUGUGGGUACCGGCCCCGUGCGAGCUCUCCUGACGCUGGAUGAGACCCUUUGGGCCAGCUGUGCCAACCAGGUCACUGUCCUCGAUGCCACCAGCCUCCGCGCCCAGCAAACCUUCGAGGCCCACCCGGACACGGAGGCCAGCGUCACGCACAUGAUCAAGGCGGGCAGCGGGGUCUGGAUGGCCUUUUCCUCAGGCUCCUCCAUCCGCCUCUUCCACACCGAGACGCUGGAGCAUCUGCAGGAGAUCAAUAUUGCCACCAGGACCACCUUCGUCCUCCCGGGUCAAAAACAUGUCCGUGUCACCAGCCUGCUCAUCUGCCAGGGUUUGCUUUGGGUGGGCACUGACCAGGGCAUCAUCGUGCUGCUGCCCGUGCCCCGCUUGGAGGGCAUCCCCAAAAUCACUGGAAAAGGCAUGGUGUCCCUCAAUGGGCACGGUGGCCCCGUGGAGUUUUUGGCAGUGGCGCUGAGCACCCUGGCACCCGAUGUGCUGAAGGGUGAUCAGGAGGAGGAAGAGGAGGGUGAGGAAGAGAAACCCCCAGAACUGGAUGGUCCCCCGCCUCGGGAAAUGAGAAAAAAAGGGAUUUUAUUACAAUACCGCUUGCGAUCCACCUCCCACCUCCCCGGGCAGCUGCUGUCGGUGCGGGAAGCGCCCACGGGUGGCACGCCAGCGCACACGGAGGAGGACGGCUCCAUCUAUGAGAUGGCUGAUGACCCCGACGUCUGGGUGCGGAGCCGACCCUGUGCCCGUGACACCCCACGCAAGGAGAUCUCCUCGGUGGCCAUCGUUUCGGGGGGCCGGGGUUACCGUAACUUCAACGCUGAAUCGCCGCGCCGGGGAAGCGAUGCCGACAGCACCCUGCUCAUCUGGCAGGUGCCAUUGAUGCUAUAGCACCGCGGGACCCCCCCCCACCCAUCCACCCGGCACCUACCUCAAAAAGCCACCCAAAAGCUGCCGGGGGUGGUCCUGCCCUGGGUGCAUCACCCUUUAGUUUUUUUUAAGGAGGAAAAGACUGAAAAAUGGGCUUUUUUGCUUUUUUUCUUCCCCCCCCCCCAAGAAAACAGCUUUGUGCAUGGGGAGAGGGGAGUUUUUAAUGGCAGGAACGGCAACCUCCCUGCGGGCUUUGGAGGUGCCGGCUCUUUGGCCAAAGGUGUCUGUGUGUCUGCGUGUGAAUAUAUAUAUAUAUAUACAUAUAAAUAUAUAUAUAUAUAAAUAUGAUGUAUAUUGUUACCUGUAUAAAGAAGGAAUCUGUAUAUAUUGGGGCACUUGGAGCUGCAGAAAUAGUGAUGUGAGCAUUCAGCGAGUGCCGGCUGCGCCGAAACGGGGGGAUUUGGCUGAAAUAACCAUUUUUUUGACUGUGAAUUGAGGAUAUUUGGUACAAAAAUCCCCUGUUUUGGGGAGUUGAGUACUCGCGGUUUCCAGAGGAAAGGAAAUUUUGGGAGCGUGGAAAUAAAUCCUAUAGGAAUCGG
Falco peregrinus (peregrine falcon) is the source of this 4773-nucleotide messenger RNA. It is a transcript of the gene ARHGEF10L, whose product is annotated as Rho guanine nucleotide exchange factor 10 like. The record is from RefSeq and is a predicted model, not a curated record. Lineage: Eukaryota; Metazoa; Chordata; Aves; Falconiformes; Falconidae. Gene Ontology annotation, molecular function: guanyl-nucleotide exchange factor activity; protein binding. The transcript has 28 exons. Gene Ontology annotation, biological process: positive regulation of stress fiber assembly; SREBP signaling pathway; actin cytoskeleton organization. Gene Ontology annotation, cellular component: cytosol. Bases 425 to 4195 code for a protein of 1256 amino acids.